ACUCCGCGCCAGCUCUGCCUUCGGGCCGGCCUAGAAGGCUGAGCAGCUUCGGGCCGGGAGAAGCAAUGUUGGCGGGGACGGCGGGCGGUCCAGAGCCAUGUCCCCUCAGCGAGGACAGCUUCACGCGCUUCUCUUCGCAAAGCAACGUGUACGGACUCGCGCGCGGUGCCCAGGGCCGCGGCGAGUUGCUGGCGGCGACUCUUAAAGGGAAGGUGCUGGGCUUCCGCUACCAGGACCUCCGACAGAAAAUUCGCCCGGUGGCUAAGGAGCUGCAAUUCAACUAUAUCCCUGUGGACGCAGAGAUCGUCUCCAUCGACACCUUCAACAAGUCUCCCCCCAAGCGGGGCCUGGUGGUGGGCAUCACGUUCAUCAAGGACUCCGGGGACAAGGCCAGCCCCUUUCUCAACAUUUACUGUGACUAUGAACCUGGCUCCGAAUAUAACCUGGAUUCCAUUGCACAGAGCUGCCUGAACCUGGAGCUGCAGUUCACCCCCUUCCAGCUGGGCCAUGCCGAGGAAAGGUCAGAGACCUGCAUUCAGGUCCUGGCUUUGCCACUCCCUGCACGAGUGACCUCGAGCAUUGCCGGUUCCUGGGCAGAGCUGCUCUGCUACAAGGCCCAGGAGGCCAGGGGCCUGGAGUCAGGCCUCCCCGGGGCUGAGGCCGACGCCAGCUUCCGCCUCCUGUGGCACCGGAGUUUCGCCAGCCCCCUGCUGGCCAUGGAGCACGUGGAUCUGACUGGGGACGGCCUCCGGGAGCUCGCUGUGGUCUCCCUGAAGGGCCUGCACAUCCUCCAGCACAGCCUCACGCAGGCCUCCCACCUGCUCCUGAGCCGGCUUCGCCAGAGGGCCCAGCAGCAGCGGCGACAGCCCGGGGGCCAGGGCGAAGGGCCCAGGACCAUCGGCCUCCCCGUCCUUGGAGGCCCCUCUGUGCCUGGCCCCUUCUGACUCGGGUGGGAGCCCUGCCCAGACCUGCCUCUUGUCCCCUCGUCUUUCCCCUUCAGCCUCAGUGUCUUCCCCUGCAAAGUGGGGUGAUUGGGGGUGUCGUGAGGACCAAUAAGGGGCCAUCAGCCAAUCCGUGAGGCUUGUUGGGUCAGCCCUUCCCGGGGUCUGGGGAGGGAGAGGAUGCCGCAGGGACAGAGGCAGCCGCUUUGGUGCCAGAGACGAGGCGAGCAGCCCCGAUAGACCCAGGGGGAAUAUUGGGGUGACGAGAGCCACCUCCCAAGCCCUGCCGGGCGUCUCACUCCCCAUCCUGCCUUUCUUCCCUCCUCCAGACGGCAGCCCCAUCCUCACUCCCCUGACCACUCGCCCACUUUGGAGCCUGAGGUCCAGGGUUCGAGUUCUUCCACUCUCUGGGCUCAGCUGCCUUUCUGCCAAAUAAAGGGCUCACACUG
Molecule: messenger RNA, 1390 nt
Organism: Gracilinanus agilis (Agile Gracile Mouse Opossum)
Lineage: Eukaryota; Metazoa; Chordata; Mammalia; Didelphimorphia; Didelphidae
Gene: KPTN
Product: kaptin, actin binding protein
Exons: 7
Coding region: 66-944 (292 amino acids)
Biological process (GO): cellular response to amino acid starvation; negative regulation of TORC1 signaling; actin filament organization
Cellular component (GO): lamellipodium; actin cytoskeleton; KICSTOR complex
Molecular function (GO): actin filament binding
Source: RefSeq, a predicted model, not a curated record